This is a messenger RNA of Cornus florida, 1395 nucleotides long. RefSeq names its product E3 ubiquitin-protein ligase BIG BROTHER-like. The transcript is spliced from 10 exons. The record is from RefSeq and is a predicted model, not a curated record. Gene Ontology annotation, molecular function: ubiquitin conjugating enzyme binding; ubiquitin-protein transferase activity. Bases 378 to 1133 code for a protein of 251 amino acids. Lineage: Eukaryota; Viridiplantae; Streptophyta; Magnoliopsida; Cornales; Cornaceae. Gene Ontology annotation, biological process: negative regulation of organ growth; protein ubiquitination.
CACACACCAAGAGUGUAGAGAGAGAAAGUAGAGAGAGAGGGGGGGGCGUAGAGGUAGGAGAAAGGGUAGAGAGAGAGAGUGUGUGUGUGGAGAGAGAAAGAGACAGAUCAGGAACACAUUCUCUUUUUUCUCAUUGUCAUGCGAUCUUUAGAGAGAGGGAGGGGUUGGCUCAUUCAGCUAAAGGCACUGUGUUGAAAAAGUGAUCAAUAAUUGAUUCUUUUGGUUGUUGUUUCGAGGGAAGAGGAGGUUGAUGAAUGUAAUGUGAUUAAGGAUGUGCAAACAGUGAUGGCGCACGAUUUUUUGGCUGUUGUUUAAUGGGUCUUUGUGCUUGAUUUCUUAGAAUAUCAGAGAUCUUCCGUCUCACAGAGUGGUUGAAAAUGAGCUGGAACCCACAAAUGGAAGUUCACUACGCAAACACUACAUUUCCUUAUAAUUCUGCUGGAAGCUUUAUCAAUUUCUUUGAAGGUCUUGCAUAUGAACAUGUGAAUUUCAUUUUUGCUGAUGCUUUGCAUGCUCAGGAGAGCAUGUACCCUUCAAUGCAUAUGAGUAUGUACAAGUUUGGGUUAUCCGAACCAGGGAGUGUUUCAUACUAUGAUCAUAGUUAUGCUCCUCUGGUCAAUGAUCAUUCACUGGGAAUUGAUGAAUACAAUAGACAAUUGGAGAACUCUUCAACAAUGACUAAUGAACAGACUGCAGCUGUACAUACACAGUGGGAAGAAAAUUUAAGCACAAAUGAACCUGCUGAUCCCGUAGAAUGUCCCCAGAGUCAUCACAAUGCUCGUGAUAAUCAGGUUAUUUGGCAAGACAACGUUGAUCCUGACCACAUGACUUAUGAGGAAUUACUUGAGUUAGGUGAGGCAGUUGGAACUCAAAGCCGUGGUCUUUCCCAAAAUCUUAUCUCCUUGCUUCCCAUCUCAAAGUUCAAGCGUGGCCUCUUCUCAAGAAAGAAAUCAAGAAAUGAGAGGUGUGUAAUUUGCCAGAUGGAAUAUAAACGAGGUGACCGGCAGAUGACCCUUCCGUGCAAACAUGUCUAUCAUGCUGAUUGUGGUACAAGAUGGCUUAGCAUCAACAAGGCUUGCCCCAUUUGUUACACUGAGGUGUUUGGUGACUCGUCGAAAACACUAACAAAUUAGAGAGAUACUGAGCAUAAAGAGAAGUGGCUUCAUUUGUUUUUGGUUCGUCUUCCUAUUCUUCUUUUAGGUUUUCAUUUCUUCACACAGAAUGUUACUUGCGGUCAUCGUUGUUGUCUUCAGUAGAUCUACCUUUCUAUUUGCUUUUGUAAUAAAUGAAGUCCAUAAACCUUGUACUUGAUGGUUUUGCCGGUGAGGUUGGAAUUUGUAUCACUACGUUUUUUACAGUUUUGCUAUUAAAGUUGAAUGCUUAUAGCAAUUACCC